Messenger RNA from Mizuhopecten yessoensis (Yesso scallop), 771 nucleotides. RefSeq lists its product as uncharacterized. Bases 1 to 771 code for a protein of 256 amino acids. NCBI's taxonomy places the organism in Eukaryota, Metazoa, Mollusca, Bivalvia, Pectinida, Pectinidae. The transcript is spliced from 2 exons. The record is from RefSeq and is a predicted model, not a curated record.
AUGGGUGAUUCCGGGUUUGGUGGGAAAUCAGGAAUUAACCAGAGGAGGGAGAUCAACACAGGAAUUAACCAGAGGAGAGAGAUCAACACAGGAGUUUACCACAGGAGGGACAUCAACACAGGAAUUAACCAGAGGAGGGAGAUCAACACAGGAAUUAACCAGAGGAGGGAGAUCAACACAGGAAUUAACCAGAGGAGAGAGAUCAACACAGGAGUUUACCACAGGAGGGACAUCAACACAGGAAUUAACCAGAGGAGGGAGAUCAACACAGGAAUUAACCAGAGGAGGGAGAUCAACACAGGAAUUAACCAGAGGAGAGAGAUCAACACAGGAGUUUACCACAGGAGGGACAUCAACACAGGAAUUAACCAGAGGAGGGAGAUCAACACAGGAAUUAACCAGAGGAGGGAGAUCAACACAGGAAUUAACCAGAGGAGAGAGAUCAACACAGGAGUUUACCACAGGAGGGACAUCAACACAGGAAUUAACCAGAGGAGGGAGAUCAACACAGGAAUUAACCAGAGGAGGGAGAUCAACACAGGAAUUAACCAGAGGAGAGAGAUCAACACAGGAGUUUACCACAGGAGGGACAUCAACACAGGAAUUAACCAGAGGAGGGAUAUCAACACAGGAAUUAACCAGAGGAGGGAGAUCAACACAGGUGUUUACCAGAGGACGGAGAUCAACACAGGAGUUUACCACAGGAGGGACAUCAACACAGGAGUUUACCAGAGGAGGGAGAUCAACACAGGAGUUUACCAGGGAAAGUAG